Molecule: messenger RNA, 423 nt
Organism: Gongylonema pulchrum
Lineage: Eukaryota; Metazoa; Nematoda; Chromadorea; Rhabditida; Gongylonematidae
Source: the annotation of a GenBank genome assembly
AUGGAGUUGAAGUAUGGAGCGCAGCACGUUAUCCAUCUGUUUAUUCCAGUUUCGAUUUGCAUGGCAUUCGUUAUAUUCACGAUGAAUACUGUUGGUUAUUAUACGCGUAAAGAUGGCCAGUACUUAGAAGUUUUCAAAAGCUACAAUGUACCAGUGGAUUACAUACUUGUUUGCAUAUUUAUUUGGAAUUACGGGGGCUAUCUGAUAAUGAUGUCAGCACUGAUGGCUUUAAUAUUUAUCAAAUAUUUGCCAGAAUGGACAGUUUGGGCAGUGCUUGCUGUUAUUUCAAUUUGGGACCUAAUCGCCGUGCUGUGCCCGAAAGGACCGUUACGAAUAUUGGUGGAAACAGCACAAGAACGCAAUGAGCCUAUUUUUCCCGCACUCAUUUACUCGUGUAAGUCGCAUUUCUCGCAUUAUAGCUGA